AUGCAUUGGCACCUUAUAUGGGCUACGCUUUUCUGUCUCCUAGAAUGGCAAGCCAAUGCAAUGCUGAACAAAAGCCCGCAAGAAGGUGACCCUCGCGUGGUUCAGCUGUCGCUUCAGCGCCGCAAAAUUCAGGAUCCCGUUGCUUACGACAGACAGCGAAUCGUGAAGCGCGGAGGAACUGUUCAGACAGACCUAAGAAAUCUGAAAACUCUAUAUUUCUUCAAUGCGUCACUCGGCACUCCACCCCAAGACCUGCGGCUCCAUCUCGAUACGGGCAGCAGUGAUCUAUGGGUAAACACGCCAAGUUCAUCAUUAUGCAAAUCAUCGAACCGGAUUUGUAGUGGAUCAGGAACAUAUCAAGCGAACUCAUCUUCGACGUACCGGUAUUUGAACAGCCAGUUCAACAUAUCCUAUGUGGACGGAUCUAGUGCACACGGCGAUUAUGCUACGGAUACAUUUCGUUUCGACGACAUUGGAAUCGACAAUUUUCAGUUUGGAGUUGGAUAUAUGAGCAGCUCCCCACAGGGUAUCUUGGGAAUUGGAUACCCCGAGAAUGAGAUACAAGCCGUUCGCUCCGGACAGCGACCAUACGACAACCUCCCUGCAAGAUUAGUUGCUGACGGGCGCAUUGGCACCAACGCAUACAGCAUUUGGCUUGAUGAUAUCAACUCAACUACAGGAAGCUUACUGUUUGGGGGCAUCGACAAAUCACAGUAUCAAGGUAACCUGGUGACUAUUCCCGUCCAAAAGGUCGGCUCGAGCUAUCGCGAAUUCUUCAUCACCAUGACUGGGCUAGACUCUGGCUCUCAGCCGAUUGCCAACGACAUGGCGCUGGCUGUGUUGCUUGAUACAGGAUCAUCCCUGACAUAUCUUCCCGAUGACUUGGCAGAUGCCGUUUUCCAGGCAGUCAACGCAACGUGGUUGAAACAAUCGCAAAUUGCUGUUAUUCCAUGUGACAAAGGAGUCAGCGAGGAUAGCAUAACCUUUCACUUCAGCAAGCCAGCGUCUAUAUCUGUUCUAUUGAGAGAGCUUGUGCUACCAAUCAUCUCUGCCAAUGGAAAACCUCCCAGACUGCCAGACGGUAGCACCGCCUGUCUCUUCGGCAUAUUUCCGUCUGGCAAUGGAGCAAGAGUUCUUGGGGACACAUUUCUGCGCAGCGCUUAUGUUGUUUACGACAUCGCAAACAACGAAGUGUCUCUAGCUCAGAGCAACUUUGACGCAAAGCCGGCGGGAUCUGAGGUGGUGGAAAUUGGCCCCGGAAAAAACCAACUUCCAGAUGCAACUGCGGCACCCAACCCGGUGUCUGCUAAAUCGGGACUGCCUGUGCCAGGAGGUGCGGCUCUGUCUGCAGCAUUCAUGCGACAACAUAUAGUGCUUACUACGUUUGCGAUGCUUGUUUCUUGCGCCGUUGGUGGGUUCUAG
Akanthomyces muscarius is the source of this 1422-nucleotide messenger RNA. RefSeq lists its product as uncharacterized. Bases 1 to 1422 code for a protein of 473 amino acids. The record is from RefSeq and is a predicted model, not a curated record. Gene Ontology annotation, biological process: proteolysis. NCBI's taxonomy places the organism in Eukaryota, Fungi, Ascomycota, Sordariomycetes, Hypocreales, Cordycipitaceae. Gene Ontology annotation, molecular function: aspartic-type endopeptidase activity. The transcript has 2 exons.